Molecule: messenger RNA, 1702 nt
Organism: Rhododendron vialii
Lineage: Eukaryota; Viridiplantae; Streptophyta; Magnoliopsida; Ericales; Ericaceae
Product: protein POOR HOMOLOGOUS SYNAPSIS 1
Exons: 10
Coding region: 23-1312 (429 amino acids)
Source: RefSeq, a predicted model, not a curated record
GUGAAGAGCAGAAUUUGAAAAAAUGGCGGGACCUCUGGCACUAGUACUGAUCGAACACACGGAGAAGACGACGAUAUCCGCCAUUGGAGACCAGUGGGAGGUCCAGUACGCUCGCUUCUUCAACUAUCCUCACCCUCCUCUCUCCUCUACUCAUCCCUCCCUCACUCCUCUCCGCGCCUCCGCUCGAAGUCGCGUUAAAGGCAACUGGAUCUCAUCGUCUUCGUCUUCCACCGCUUCUCUCGCUCUCACCGCCGACCACACCGGAUCCGGAUCCAUCCUUGCCGUUACUCUCCUCGGUAAAAUCUACGAGGAGCACUACAUUUCGAAGCUGCAUUUCUCCUGGCCUCACGUGUCAUGUGUAGCAGGAUUUCCUACCAGGGGUACCAGAGUUGUUUUCGUUACCUAUAGAGAUGGUCUAGGCCAGUGGUUUGUGUUUCUGUUGGAUGCCAAAUUGCAAUGUGUUCCAACAAUGUCCAAUUUCCAUUGUAUAUUUUUCAUUACACUACUGUCUACUUACAUUGUUCUUCUUUGUUUCCAGAGUCAGAAGUUUGCACUGCGGUUUUCAACGAGCUGUGAAACAGAAACAUUCAUCUAUGCUUUGAAGGAGAUCAUGGGUGGCAGCAGGGAUGCCAGGCUCCCAUGUAGCAGCUAUGUAUCUGGAAUUUCAUCACAAUCCGAGUUUGUUCCUUCUGAUGAAUCCCCAUACAGACCUAAGCAAGACUGGGAUUCUGUGGACGCAUGUACUGAUCAGAUGCAAUCUGGUUUGGACAAUGAAGUUGCUCAAAGCACAAAUUCGCAGGAUACUGAACUCAAUCAUGACGUUGAGUGCAUUUCUGGAACAUCUGCAUUUCCUCCGAGCUUCACAUCACUGGUGAUGAGCUGUUACUCUGAUGUGGAGCAAUCACGUGGCAAGUUUUUAUCUGAAAUUUCUUCACAACCCGAUUGUGUUCCUUCUGAUGAAUCCCCAUACAGCAUUCGCAGACCUAAGCUAGCCUGGAUCUCCGGGGACACUUUUACAGAUCAGAUGCUAUCAAGUUCGAACAAUGAAGUUGCUCAUAACUCAUGCUCCCAUGAUACGAAUCUAAAACGAGAUACUGAUAGCAUUUUGUUUGGAUCAUUGCCUCCUAGCUUCACGUCAUUGGUGAUGAGGUGUCUCCCUGUCGCGGAACAAGAUGGAGCACGGGAACCUGUUUCUGGGGAUAUUGAUCUGAGAAAUCAAAUCGCGAGAUGCUUGGAAGAUUCUUCCUUCCAAGAAAUGCUAGUCAAAGUUGAGAAAGUUAUCGGUCAAAUUGGAGACGACAUGCUGCUGUGACCAUACGUUACUUUCAUGCUGUCAGCUGCCACAUCUAACUCAGAUAUGUUUUGAACUGUAAAUGGUUUGCCGUAAGGUAGUCGAUACGUUUAUGACCGCAACACACAUGAUCAGGGAGGGGCUUGCUUGAUUCAGAAGUACCUACUGUACUUUUUUGCAUCACAACUCAGUACAAACAUGUUUGUUUUCCCUUGUUUGAUUCCGAGAUUAAUUCGGCGAUUAGAGUCUAAGAUGUCUGGCAUUUGUGCGUGCAUUAUGAAGAUGAUACUUGAUUAUGGUGUGACAAUUUGCCCGUUCAGCAUACAAUACAAUGGUAUAACGGGAAUACCGAUUAUAGGCAAAAAUACCAACUUCACAGGCAGUUUUUGUUCAAUGAUUUGUAUUUUCUUU